AUGGGCUUAAUGAAGGCACUGUAUCGCGAAUUAGUGGGCGCUGCGACGAGAUUCGACCGUCAUGCGUCAUUGCGUGCACUCAUAACAACUGAAUUAUAUGAAUCUCCAUUGGAUCCAAACUCUAGGUCACGUCUACCGCAUAUUGAAGCUUUUAAUCGCUGUCUAUUGCGAUAUCUCGGUGGUCGACACUUUUAUCUACCGGAUCCACAACGUCCGACGCUAUUGCAGCUCAUUCGUGAGGAGUUUCAUGUCAAAUCAAAGCACACAAUGGACUCAGAUCGAUUAGAUACGGCUUUUGUAGCGCUACGAGCAUUCAAUGACACGCUCGCCGAGUCUAAAGCUCUUGAACUACCGCCAAAGACGGACUGGGAGACGAGAACAAUUGAGGGCGUGCAAUUAGCAGAGAAUGUGACAUCAGGGGUGUUUUUAGUGGCCCAUCCACUGCUGGAAGGAAUUUUCAGUCGGUCCGUUGUGCUUGUGACGGAGCAUAAAGUAGAAGGAUCAAAGGGAUUUAUUGUGAAUAAAGUAUCGGAGAAACCAUUGGGACGUACAUUUCAAGUCCCGUCAAGAGUGAUGCGAGCUUUUGGAAUGAGUACAGUACGCAAAGGUGGACCAGUAUUUUCAAAAAAUGCAGAAGUGCUGCAUGGCAGAGCAGACUUUGGAGGACAGCGUGUGCAGACGACCAACUUUCCUUCUGCCAAUGAUCCAAGUCUUUUUGUUGGUGUAGAUCUUGAUGCAGCUGCAAGGGCGAUUGACGAUGGAAAUGCGAAACACACAGAUGUAGUGUUUAUGAGUGGCGUGUCCGCUUGGUCAACUGGUCAGUUGGAUACGGAAGUGAAACAGGGCUCGUGGAUACCGAUGAAUGCACCUGUUUUCCUUGCGCUCAAUGCUCCAGCAGAAUUAUGGCAGGAUAUGAUGCAAACAAUUGGUGGAGAAUACGCAGAAAUGAGUGGGAUGCCUUCUAUGGAAGAAGAGGAGUAA
Messenger RNA from Peronospora farinosa, 981 nucleotides. Lineage: Eukaryota; Oomycota; Peronosporomycetes; Peronosporales; Peronosporaceae. The record is from the annotation of a GenBank genome assembly.